AAACUAGCCAAUAGGAUAGGGUCUUUUGGUUCCACUACUCCGUGACUCAACUUCGUCCAAUCACUACCUCUCCAACUUAAAAAAACCUCCCUACCCUCCAUAGAGCAAAAACAAAAGCACUAUCUUAACACAAUCCAUUAAAACAUGGCUUCUUUAACUAUCCUCAGCACCACCAAACCCUCCUCACUUCUCUCCUCCACUUCUCCUCAAGAAUUCAAAUUUCCCGCCAAAUCACAACGACCCUUUUCCUCAACUGUCAAAUUUCGGGCCCUGCCCUUCAAAGCCUGCGCUUUUCCCUCCAACAACAAUGAUAACGGUUCUGAUAAUCGAGAAACAGAUGAUUGCUUUUCAACUAGAAGGAGUUUAUUUGUCUGUAUAUCAACAUUGCCUUUUCUAUUUGGUUUGCAUGAAUUUCUGGAGGAUCUUAGCGCUAAAGCAUUGCAGUCGGAUACAAACACGUAUAUGCUCAUAAAGGAAGAAGUGAGGAAGGUAGUAUCCAAAGGCAAGGCUGCUGGUGUACUUCGUCUUGUUUUUCAUGAUGCAGGAACCUUUGAAAUGGAUGGGAAUUCAGGCGGGAUGAAUGGAUCAAUAGUUUAUGAACUUGAAAGGCCUGAAAAUGCUGGUUUAAAGAAAUCACUGAAGAUUCUUGACAAAGCAAAGGGUGAAGUGGAUGCAAUACAACAAGUAUCCUGGGCAGACAUGAUAGCUGUGGCGGGAGCAGAAGCAGUUUCAGUUUGUGGAGGUCCAACAAUACCUGUUCAGUUAGGCAGACUAGAUUCACUGGAGCCCGAUACUGAAGGCAAACUUCCUCGAGAAUCUUUGGAUGCACCUGGUUUGAAGCAGAACUUUAAAAGAAAAGGCUUAUCAACACAGGAACUUGUCGCGUUGUCUGGAGCGCAUACUCUUGGAAGUAAAGGAUUUGGAAGUCCGUUUGUUUUUGACAAUUCUUACUAUAAAAUUCUUCUAGAAAAGCCAUGGAAAUCUUCAGGUGGUAUGUCAAGCAUGAUUGGUCUUCCUUCAGAUCAUGCUCUUGUUGAGGAUGAUGAAUGUUUAAGAUGGAUCAAAAAGUAUGCUGACAAUCAGAACAUGUUCUUCAACGAUUUUAAGAACGCAUACAUCAAACUUGUCAAUUCUGGUGCAAGAUGGAAAAGCUUGUAAUUGUAUCAAGAGUUUUACUUUUGUUUACUUAUAUUCAUAACUGAGCCCUUGUAGCAUUCACCAAGAAAGAACACACACGAUACAUACACGAAACGGCUGCUUCAAUGGUUCAGUGCUCUUGGAUGUGGUGUAGUGGGGUAUAUUAUGCUUGAAACUUUUAGUUAGGGCAAGAGACAUAUGGGAGAUCUAACAGCUAGGUUGUCCAAAAAGCACGAAAAACCGAGUAAUUAAUAAAUAUAACAUGGAUGGUAGCCAGGUUGUUGAGAACA
Molecule: messenger RNA, 1427 nt
Organism: Populus nigra (black poplar)
Lineage: Eukaryota; Viridiplantae; Streptophyta; Magnoliopsida; Malpighiales; Salicaceae
Product: putative L-ascorbate peroxidase 6
Exons: 10
Coding region: 145-1158 (337 amino acids)
Biological process (GO): hydrogen peroxide catabolic process; cellular response to oxidative stress; response to reactive oxygen species
Molecular function (GO): heme binding; peroxidase activity
Source: RefSeq, a predicted model, not a curated record